Messenger RNA from Aedes aegypti (yellow fever mosquito), 1624 nucleotides. RefSeq lists its product as uncharacterized. Lineage: Eukaryota; Metazoa; Arthropoda; Insecta; Diptera; Culicidae. The record is from RefSeq and is a predicted model, not a curated record. The transcript is spliced from 2 exons. The coding region runs from base 109 to 1584 and encodes 491 amino acids.
CCAUUUCUUCCGUCCAGUCCCAUUUCACGGAAGCUGCCGGCUAGUUGAAGGUCCAGUCUCAGUCGAGUUUAGGACUGUCGUGCGAUUAGACGUUGUGACGGUUUCAGGAUGGCACGUCUCACAGUAUUGUGUCUUCUUUUCAGUGCCUGUGUAAUGGUACGUGGAGAUCUGGGGUUGAAUCUGACAAUUCCAGGUCUUGUUAGUGGUGUUUCCGGAGCACUCAGCCAGGGAAUGAUAAAUCUCAUCAAAGCCAAUGGCACGAUAAGAAUGGAAGCAGAAAUGGAUAGUUCAGGGGCGUUGGUGUCGCUGAUCAAAGUGGUCAACGAUGUAACGAGUCCUUUGAACAAACUUCUUGGCGCUACCUUGGCAGGUUCCAGCAAAAAGGAUAAUAGUCAGGAGCUUUUCGCAGCUUUAUCAACCCAUGUUGUAAACACAAAGGCGGCAAUUGAUAGCGCAGUGAAAUCAUCGGAUGAGCUUCAAUCAACUGUGAAGCCCUCGCAAUACAACGAUGUUCGGGGUAAUGUGACUCUCAUAGAAUCGAACAUUCCAAAGCUUCAGGAAGCAUUCACCGUUCUGAGCACUACCGCUGCAGUUGUCGAGAGCUCAAAAGAUCCAGUGACGUCCGACAAUGUCACAAAUUUCUUCACGAAGUCCAUCCUUGACGAUCUAAUCAACCCUCUGCUAAACAUCACCCAAGGAAUAAAUGGACUGGCCACGACCGUAACAUCAAUUGUAAAGGAUAAGAUGGCCUCGAUGAAUGCGAUCGCUUCCGUCAACGGAACAAUCAACAAUGGACUAAGAAGUCUCGCUACGACAACAUCCAAUUUCAACAGAUCAGUUAACGAUGCUGGCAGCUUUGUAUCCAACAACGGAAAUGGUUUAUACGGAAGCAUCAACCAAAUGUACUCACCCUACAUGAACCGUCCCCAGAACUUUAACGGCGGAGAUGUUACCAGAGUUAGUAACUAUCUCGCCGAAUUGAAAACCAAAGUUGAACAGUUCAGCAGCGAUAUGUCCAACACCUUCACCUAUUUGCGGGAUAAUGUCACCGUUCUGCUAAACAGUCAAGUGGACCGAAUUUCGAAAAUCCUUCUGGACACGGCCGUCUAUAUGACCAACACUGGAUACUCUAGCAGCAGUGAGAAUGGUGAACCUUGCGCUAGCAAAUACACGAAAGAACUGACCCAGAACCCACUGCUUGUCAGUCGACUGAGUGGAUGUUUGCAGCCGGAGGUAAAUGGAUUCAACGGAAUUUAUCAACUUUUCCGGGUGCUGAUGGACCAAACCCGAACACUGGGAGGAUCCGUAUCGGCCCAAGUUCUAGGCCGGCAGUGUACUCAGGGUACGACCGAUUGCGUCGCUACGUACUUUGGAUACCUGGAGGACCUCUCCCAGCAGGUAAACGAGAAGCUGAAAAUCAACGUCCAAAUCGUCCAUCGCGAAACGCUGACCAUGCAAAAUCGUAUCGGAGCAUGUACGAUGGCCGUCACCGCUGACAUUGCGGACAAUGCACGAAUGAUGCAGGGCAAAUUCGAGAACUGUCUGGUUACCGGUACUAGAAAUAUCUUUAAAGUGGGAAAAUAAAGCGGAAUUUUAUUAUGGAAUUAAAUAAAUAAAAAGAAGA